Messenger RNA from Funneliformis mosseae, 283 nucleotides. Lineage: Eukaryota; Fungi; Glomeromycota; Glomeromycetes; Glomerales; Glomeraceae. The record is from the annotation of a GenBank genome assembly.
UGGACGCACCUUUAGAAGGUAAGAAUGCGAAUAAUUCAAAUCCUCUAAGAAAACAAAUAAAAUGGAAUAAUCUGCUAAAAGAAAUUAGAGAAUUUAAGAAGAAAGAUUAUGAGAAUAAAUAUAUUAUUGUUAACAAGCUCCCAGAUGAUGAUGAGUUAGUUGAGUAUUGGCACAUUUUUCAAGAAUAUAAUACUUCAUGUUUAGUUUGUAAUUUUAAUGAUAUUGACCAUCAUAGUCAUAUAAUCACAAGGAAAAAGAAUCUUGAAAUUCAAAAGAUUUUAAA